GUAACCGAGAUGGCGCCACUAUCUACACACUGUGCGCUGUGCGCCUGCGUAGGCAAAUUAACCGACAAUUUUUUUAAAAAUGAGGAAGAACUACUCACUCAGUAACGUCAGACGUCAGUAUUGUCAAUUGUCAGUGUCUUAAAAAAAAUGAAUCGAGGAGGCAGGCCUUCACAUCGGUAUUGGAUUGAAGGGAAUUUCAAAAAAGUUUACGAAAAUAAAAAACUUUUCGCUCUUUGUCAAGUGUGUAACAAAACAAUUCGACAUUCCGCUGAACGCAGGCUUAGAGAUCAUAGAAAAUUUUGUCAAGGUCUGCUUACUGUAGAGAGUGUGGAAGACGAAACCGACGAAAUUGAUGAAAACGUUGCUUUCAAUCCUGCACCCAUUACUACACCUGUUGCUGAGACGAAUGCUAACAACUACAACAACGAUGGAAAUAAAAAAGCUCUGCCGUACAAAAAAAGAAAACGGCUUGAUGCAUUCUUCGAUCGGAUGUCGUUGGUAGAAAAAACAACACUUGACACCAAGCUGAUAAAGUUUUUGUGUGGAUGUCACAUUCCUCUUGAAGUUUUGAAUUCGACACAUUUCAAAAAUUUUAUGACAUUGUUAAGACCAGCCUAUGACGUUCCCUCUACGCAAGAUGUCAACAACAAUCUCUUGAAUUCAGUGUACCAGGAAGUGACGGCACAUUCUUCAACAUCUCAAGAAUCAUCAGAUGGAGUAUUAAUGAUGUCGGAAUUGAUGGGUGAAACUGUGGAUUUGAAAUACGUUCUUGGAAUCGUUCACAGAACACCUCAAGGGGUUUUCCAUCUUAAAAUUUGGUCAAUUCCAAAGAAUGAAACGGACAUAACAGACAUCGUUAAGGAAGCAAUACAAAUAUCCAAGGAGGAAUUCAACGUGAUCAUUUACGCCGUGAUAGCUACUGAUGAUUUUUCCAUUUCAUCGGACCACGACUGUCAUGUUCGAAGCAUAUUAAGAGCCUUUCAAACCCCUCGAUUGAGAGAAGAGGUUAUAAGUCGUGGGGGUGUCGAAAUUGAAGUAGCAGACGAUGAGGCAUCCAUCGUUUCACUUAAAGACAUGUUCACGAAUUGUUUGAAAAAUCAAAGCAUCUUUCAUGACAUUGUGAGCGAAAAUGUAUUCAAUGUACCGGAAAACGCGCUUGAGAUUUUGUCUUCAAUGUCUGCCACUUCAUUUGAGGAAGAGUUACAAAAAUUUAUUGUUAUUGAAUCACUGCUCAGUGAAAAUGGCAGAUUAGCUACAAUCAAAAAUCAAAUUCCUACUAUUCUGUCCCCGAUAUCAAUAGUAGCAAAUAACUUUCAUCCGGCUUAUAGAGGAUUGACAUUUGCAAAUAAUGCAGAACGAAAUGUGAUGGUCCUCGAAUACUUGUUGACGAUCUUGGAUGAUCAAGGACUCGAUGAGUUUUAUGAAUUUUCCAACAAAAAGGGACUUUUCGAAAAACUCGAAGCACGUCAAAUCAAAGAUGCAGAAAUAUAUUGGGAUUUCGCCCAAAAAAAGUAUCCAACGCUCGCCAAUAUUGCAAAAAAAUUAAUAAGAGUACCGGCCUCAGUAGUCAAGUUAAAAUUACAGUCAAUUAGUGGCAAUGAUAUCGAGAAGGAUAAUAUGAUGGUUGAGCUCUAUUAUCGAUUAAAACUUCAAGACGAUAAUAUAACGGAUAAAUAUUAG
Messenger RNA from Venturia canescens, 1680 nucleotides. RefSeq lists its product as uncharacterized. Lineage: Eukaryota; Metazoa; Arthropoda; Insecta; Hymenoptera; Ichneumonidae. The record is from RefSeq and is a predicted model, not a curated record. The transcript has 5 exons. Bases 148 to 1680 code for a protein of 510 amino acids.